AGGGAACUGAAACGACGCGCUACGACAUGGGCCCUUUCUGGUUCAUCCUACCACUGCUCCUCAGCUGCCAGGUGAAGGCUGGCAGUGUGGCCGGGAGUUUUUGGAAGAAUCUCCGAAAUGGUUCACAUCCGGAAUACCCUGCAGAAACUUCCUUUCACAACGAAGCUGACAUGAUGCUAACGUCGGAACAAGAGGCGAUCCUUCACGGCAAAAGAGCAGCGGGCGAUCUCACCACGCUCUGGGAGGAUGUUGAUGGAUUUCCUCUCAUACCCUUUACGUUUACUGACCAUGAAGUGGAUCGCACCCCUGUGCAACUCGCCAUCCACGUCUGGCAGGCCAACACUUGCAUCCACUUCCUCGAGGUGCAGACUGACUACGUUGGGCCGCAUCUGCGCUUCCAGAGGAACGGCGACGCCUGCAUGUCAAACGUCGGGAGAAGCUCGUCGAUGGGCCAAGACGUCUACAUUUCCGAGGCGUGCGAGAUGAGUCACGGGAUGUUGCUGCGUAUUCUCGGGCACGCGAUAGGCAUAUGGAACGAGGAGAUGCGCUCUGACCGAGACUCUUACAUCAGGAUCCUCACCGAUAAUGUGUUGGAGGACAGUCUAGAGUUCUUCUUGAUUAAUGCUGAUGAUACUCAUGGCAUCCCUUACGAUUACUGUUCCAUUAUGCACAGCCACGAAAGGAUAUACACCGGAAAUGGCGAGGGGACCAUAGCAACACUGGACCCACUGUACAAAUCUUCUAUCGGCCAAUCACAGAAACUUUCUCACCUGGAUAUGCUGCAAGCAAACAUGAUGUAUCAGUGUUCAGAUAAACGACUAAGUGCAUGUUCAUUGGCCAGUGACCCUUGCGUUAACCAUGGCUUUCUUAAUAGGUCCUGCAUUUGCGUGUGUCCAGGAGGCACAAGUGGAGACUUCUGUGAGACGAUAACUAGUACCAAUCACGGGAACUGCUUGAUGCCGUUAUCAGAAAUCAUCACGGAGCCUACCACGAUCGUCUCACCGUCGGUAUAUGGAUCUCUACGGGAAGACCCUACAGAGAUCCGAUUUUCGAAGUUCAUUCAGGCGCCAGACAAUCAUGUCAUUGUGUUAACAUUUGACGAAUUCGACAUCUACCCGAGGACGCAGCACUACGUGUCCGAGGGUGUGGCAGUGGACAUGUGUUGGUACGACAGUCUGGAACUAUGCCUGGACAAUUUGUACGACGGAGAGUGGUACUGUGGUACGGAGCUUCAGGGCCUGAACAUGACGUCGGUCGGGAAUUCAGUGUCCUUGCACUUCCUGUCACGACUGAAUUUUAUGUCCGGAUUCAGUGUCACAGUCAACUUCGUGGAGAUGAUGACUCCGCCCGAGGAGCAGUGCACCCUCUACAUCUUCCACGGCGAAGACGAGACCACGUUCACGGCCAUGCACUGGUAUACCCCAAACCAUCCGGACAACUACAUGGACGACAGCCAGUGCCUGCUCGGGCCCGGCUCGGAGACUGCAGUUGGGCGAACUUUGAUGACGGUGCAGGAGUUUGAUUUGGCUGACGGGGAUCAGCUGAUCAUAGAGAACUCCUACACUGAGCCAACGGUGUAUGAAGGACUACUCCCGGGAGACUUGAUUGAGAUUCCAACUCUCUACUUCACUGCCACCUUCAACUCCGAUUCUGCCGUGACGGGCACAGGGUUCUGGCUGACGUUCGAAUCAGAAGUCCCGGGAUGCUACAAGAAUCUUAUUGCAAUGAGUGAGGAGGCGGUUAUAAAGAGCCCUCGAUAUCCAGACUCACCUCCUCCACCGGGAAAGCAAUGUGAAUACAGAAUUAUGACACAAGAUCCGGCGAUGCGAGUCCUUGUUACCCUGUCCGUAUUCAGCGUCAGGGAUCCGAGCUUCAUAGCCAUCAACCUAGCCGGCGACGCCCUGUACAAUUCUACCAAUGUGAUUAAGCUUCAGAAACCAGUUGAUGCCGUUGAAUAUUUUUCAUUCGGAAAUGUUGUCAGGCUGUUCUUCCAGGGAUCCAAAAACGUUGGUGGUUAUAAGAUCCGAUACAGGCAGAUUGCCAUGUAAUCAUUAUUCUAUUUUUUCUUGAAGAGAUGCUGUGGUUUAUUUCCUUAACUUACUUGGUCAGUAUUCCCUUCAUUCUUAAUAAAGUGUGAAAAAUAAA
Molecule: messenger RNA, 2145 nt
Organism: Penaeus monodon (black tiger shrimp)
Lineage: Eukaryota; Metazoa; Arthropoda; Malacostraca; Decapoda; Penaeidae
Product: blastula protease 10-like
Exons: 14
Coding region: 27-2048 (673 amino acids)
Biological process (GO): proteolysis
Molecular function (GO): zinc ion binding; metalloendopeptidase activity
Source: RefSeq, a predicted model, not a curated record